This is a messenger RNA of Chelonia mydas (Green sea turtle), 12254 nucleotides long. It is a transcript of the gene PLEKHG2, whose product is annotated as pleckstrin homology and RhoGEF domain containing G2. The transcript has 19 exons. The coding region runs from base 203 to 6175 and encodes 1990 amino acids. The record is from RefSeq and is a predicted model, not a curated record. NCBI's taxonomy places the organism in Eukaryota, Metazoa, Chordata, Testudines, Cheloniidae. Gene Ontology annotation, molecular function: guanyl-nucleotide exchange factor activity.
GCCCGGGCCGGGGCCGCCCCUCGCCCGCACACCCUGGCGGCCCGUCCGCAUGGCCGUUCCCGCGGCCCCCGGCGCCGCUGACGGGCUGGGCCGGGCGCCCGCCGCGCUCUGAGCCGGGAUCCGAGCCCGCCCGGGCUCCGGGAGCGCCGCGCCCUGCGCCGCCGCACAGCCCGGGAGGACGUCCAUCGGAGACCACAGCACCAUGCCUGAGGGAGCUCGUCGGGGCAGCAACAAGAAAGCAGGCAAUCAAGUGGUCGCCAGACCAUCCUCCGUGUCCUCGCUGAGCGGGAUCGCCGGCGGCAUGGCUGCGGCCACCAUCUCGGGCAGCUGCACCUCGGUCAACACGGUGUGCUCGGACGGCGAGCGGCCCGUCAGCCUCAGCUCCUCCGCCUCCUCCGCCUCCCUGCCCGACAGCCAGAGCGCCUUCGGCAGCAGCGGGGCCUUGGGCGGGGGCUGCCCCGCCGGCUACCCCCCCGACGCCCAGCAGAACGGCAGCGACAUCAGCCUCGACCUCACCCCGGUGGCGCUGCUGGAGGGGUCGGCCGAGGCCGAGCGGCCCCCGGGGGGCGCCAAGCGGGGCGGUGCCUGGUCCCCCGGGCCUGCCAGAGCCAGGGAACGGCGGGUCAAGCUGUCCCAACUGGACCGGGUGGUGCUGGAGAUUGUGGAGACGGAGCAGGCUUACGUCCGGGACCUGAGGAGCAUCGUGGAGGAUUAUCUUGGCUGUAUCAUAGACAGUGGACACCUGCCCCUCAAACCUGAGCAAGUGAGCACUUUGUUCUGCAACAUCGAAGACAUCUAUGAGUUCAACAGCGAGCUCCUGGAAGAGCUGGAGAGCAACAGCAGCGCCCAUGCCAUCGCUGAGUGCUUCGUGCAACGGAGUGAGGAAUUUGACAUCUACACCCUGUACUGCAUGAACUACCCCAACUCGGUGUCGGUGCUGCGGGAGUGCAUGGAGAACCAGGUGCUGGCGGGGUUUUUCCGGGAGCGCCAGGCCACGCUGUGCCACUCCCUGCCCCUGGAGACCUACCUGCUGAAACCCGUCCAGAGGAUCCUCAAGUACCAUCUCCUGCUGCAGGAGCUGGCCCGGCACUGUGAACGGAGCAGCGCGGGCUACGAGGCGGUGGAGGAAGCCACCAUCACCAUGACGGCCGUGGCCUGGUACAUCAACGACAUGAAGCGCAAGCAGGAACACGCCGCCCGGCUGCAGGAGCUGCAGGGGCUGCUGGUGGACUGGAUGGGGCCGGAGCUGGAGGCCUUCGGGGAGCUGGUGCUGGAGGGGCAGUUCCGGGUACAGCGGGUGCGGCGGGAACGCGCCUUCUUCCUCUUCAGCAAGAUGCUGCUGGUCGCCAAGCGCCGCGGGCCGGCCUUCGUCUACAAGAGCCACAUCUUCUGCUGUAACCUGGCCCUGUCGGAGAGCCUCAAGGACCCCCUGAGCUUCAAGAUCUCGGACCUCACCAUCCCCAAGCAGCAGCACGUGGUCCAGGCCAGGAACCAGGAGGAGAAGCGGCUGUGGAUCCAUUACCUGAAGCGUCUGAUCGUCGAGAACCACCCAGCGUCGAUCCCUCAGAAGGCCAAGCAAGUGCUGCUGGAGAACAGCUUCCAAAGCUCCCCAGAGAUCCGCUGCAGCCCGGAGCCCCUGAAGACGCCGGCCCCCUCUCCAAGGAUGGAGGACGCUUGGGGCUAUGGCCGCGGCAGGCGGCAGUCAGAGCCGCCGGAGAGAGCCCGCAAAAGCUGCCCCGUCGCCCAGCUGGAUGGCGCCCCCCAGUACCGGCGUGGGCGCAGGCAGUCCGAGCCGGCCACUGAGCUGAGCCAGAUGGGACAGGAGCAGAACGGUCGCUGUCGGGGGCUCCCAGCCACCCCCAAAUUGAAGCACGCGGGCAGCGAGGGGGAGCUGUUCCCCGCCCCGCUGCCCCUGGCGCCCUCGGGCAGCGUCUGCACCCUGGACUCCAGCGUGGCUGAGGAGUCGGACCCCGGCGAGGAUGCCGAGUCGCCCCCGUUCUGCCUGGCCGAGGAGCCGCUGUCCAUCACGGAGGAGAUCCUGGAGCUGCUCAGCCAGAGGGGGCUGAGCAGGGACCUGGGGACGGAGGAGACACCCUGGGGGCAGGGGGAGCAGCGCCCUGGGAGCCCCGCUCCACAGCCGGAGCAGGAUCCGCCUCCGGACCGCACCGUGCUGGAGGAACGAGCCGAGGGAAGCGAAGUUCAGGAGGGAGAUGCCCCUGGGCGAGACGAGCCCCGCCGUGGCAGCUUCGGCGUGAUGCAACCCCUCCCGCCGUGCCGUCCCCCCCGCAGCGAAUCGGAGGAGGAGCAGCAAAAGCAGGAGCGGGGCCCUUCCCCUCUUUGUGUCCUAGAAGACCUGGAUGCAGAGGAGGCUGCUGGCCAGCCAGAGGUCCUGGCAGGGGAUAACACUUUGCGUGCAGGGCUGGAAGCAUCCAGCGGGGAGCUGGGCGCCACCAAUGGGGCCUGCCCCCCGUACGGGGAUGGGGCAGCGCGGGACUCGCCGCUGACCCGAGACGACUGGCUGCUUAUCGAGAAGAUCAAGUGCUACUACGAGGCGGGCGAGGCUGCCCCAGACCCCCCCACUCGGGAGGGCACCCUCUCCGCCCCCGCAGGUGUGGUGCGGGACUCUGUGCUCCACCUCAACCGCCUCCCCCAGCAGGAGGGCGCCACGGACCGCGAGGGAGGCAGGGCUUGUUGGGCCAAGGCCCGCCCUGCCCGCCAGGAGGAUGCUAGGAGGAGGUGGGGCCAGUUUCUUGACCAAAACACCAGCCCUCAUGGUGCCAACCAAGAGGAUUCUGGGAAGGGGGCGGGCCUAGCCUUUGAACAAGGCACUCAAUUUGGCAGCAACCAAGAGGAUGCUGGGAAGGGUCAGGGCCAGCCUAUCAACUCAGACAUCCAUGGCACCAACCAAGAGGAUGCUGGGAGGGGGCGUGGUCAAUUCAUCAACCAAAACACCCAAUCUGGUGCCAACCAAGAGGAUUCUGGGAAGGGGCGGGGCCAGCCUAUCAACCCAGACAUCCAUGGCACCAACCAAGAGGAUGCUGGGAAGGGGCGUGGUCAAUUCAUCGACCGAAACACCCAAUCUGCUGUCAACCAAGAGGAUGCUGGGAAGGGGCGGGGCCAGCUCAUCGACCAAGGCACCAAAGCUGGUGGCAACCAAGAGGAUGCUGGGAAGGGGCAGGGCCAGCCUGCCAGCCACGCUGCCCUGCGCGCUGCCAGCCAGGAGCCCGAGUACAAGUCGUGCGCGGAGAUCCGGCGGGCCUGGCGGGAGAAAGAGCGGGGGGCGGUGGAUGCCCUGGGAGGGCGCACCCCCCUCACGAAGCGAGGCAGCAAAGGGCCGGUGGCCGCUCGCGAGCCCCCACCGUUCCUGGAGCCCCUGUGGAUCGUGGAGGAGUCUGAUCUGGCUGCCCCGCCCAGGCCGCCCCGUGGCGAUGGGCUCCCUCGCGCCGACGGGGUCCCGCCCGCCGGCUACGCCCCCCUGCCAGGGCUGUCCGAGGACAGUGCCCCUUGCCUGCUGGAGAACUCGGAGCGGAUCCUCAGCAAGGUGCAAGCCCUGGCGCGGAUGUACAGCGAGAAGAUCGGCCGGGCCAAGACGGCCCGGAGGCCGCAGGACGGGCCGCACCGCCCGGCACCCAGCAGGAUGGGCACCCUGGAAAGCCUGCGGGAGGAGACGCCAGGGCCCUGCCUCCCUCUCUGCGAGCCCCGGAUCUACGGCCACGUGCUCAUCCGCGAGCCCCUCCUGCACCUGAACUGCGUCCAGGAGAACGUGCUGCUGGUGGCCGCCACCCGAGGGAACGCCCUGGAUCUGCACAGCGACCGGCCUCCACCUCUCCUGGCUUCCCAGUGCCUGGGUUCGGCCCCGGCCGAGGAGCCAGGACCCGCCUGGCAGGAGCUUCCCGCCCCGGCGGCUGUUCCACCUCCCCCGGGGCUGGUGGAAUCGCCUCCGAAGCUCAGCAGGCCCCCCCCGAGCCCAGGCGAUCCGGCUGGGGAAGACCCCGGCACGGGCAGGUCUCUGCCGCCUGCUCCUGGCGCUACCGGUGGAACUGCCGGGGACUUUGAGGGAGCCGGGUGCCUGUCGGUGCCGGGCCGCCAAGCCAGGCUGGCGGGGGCAGAGCUGGCGGCCGGCGGGCGCGGGGGUGAGGCGAGCGCCAGGGAGGUUUCCGCGGAGACACCAGCCUCCUCUCCCUUCUCGGAAGCGGCCCCGAGCCAGCAGGCGCCGGAGGUGGCCGGUCCGGUCCCAGCCGCCUCCCCCAGCCCUGCGGAGGAAUGUGAGCCAGCGUGUGUCGGCACAUCUGCCGAGCCUGACCUGCUGGGGCCGGGUCCCUCCGUCCCUGGUGCCGGCUCCCAGGAGCCGGCGGGGGAGCAGAACGGGCCUGCCGCCAUCCCGCUGCCCGAGGAGCGGGCCCUGGCUUUGGGCAGGGAUUCCCCGCCUGGCACUGAGGAGCUGCUGCCCCAGCCAUCGCCGGGGCCCGUCAGCUGCGGGACAGGAGAGGCGUCCCCGCCGGCCGCGCCGGACCCUGUCCUGCCGGCGGCACCCUCCGGUGCUGCGGGAUCCCCGUCUCCGCUCCACAGCAACGUCCUGCCGCUGGUAGCCCUGCUGUCCCGGGGCACCCGGCUGCCUUCCCGGGCCACGGGGGUGGCACGCCCGUCCCCAGCUGCCCAGCCCGGCCGCGCCACAGCCCGGCCGGCUCCCACUUCGCCCAGCUCCAGCCUGGAUCACAGCCCCCUCCCGGCUCUGCCGCGCCUCCAGACCUCCUCCCCGGCACACCGGCGCCUGUCCUCCAGCGCCGCGGCCAUCUCCAGGUACAUUGCUGCCUCCUGCAUCAGCCAGAGCCUGGCCAAGAGAAAUGGUGCCCCCUCGGGGCCACCUGGCAUCCAGCCUCCUCCAGCAGAGACUCCGGCACCCACCAGGCCUCUGCCUGCUUGCUCAGCCAUCCCGAGACCGGCCCCUGGCCCCUUGGGGCCUCCUGGCAUCCAGCCUCUGUUGGCAGAGACCCCGGCACCCACUAGGCCUCUGCCUCCUUGCUCAGCCAUCCCGAGACCGCCCCCCGGCCCCUUAGAGCCACCUGGCACCCAGCCUCCGUCAGCAGAGACCUCGGCACCCACCAAGCCUCUGCCUCCUUGCUCAGCCAUCCCGAGACCGCCCCCCUGCCCCUUGGGGCCACCUGGCACCCAGCCUCCGUCAGCAGAGACCUCGGCACCCACCAAGCCUCUGCCUCCUUGCUCAGCCGUCCUGAGACCGCCCUCCAGCCCCUUGGGCUCCAGAGCCCUAGCACCCCCAUCUGCUCCAUUACCCAGUGAGAAGGCCAAUGCCUGGUCCCAUUGUACCAGCAAGCGGGACCCUUCCCAGCUCAGCGUCUGCCCUCCACCCUGUGCCAGUCCCGGGUCGCCCUCUCCAGCGGGCUGUUGCCGCAAUUCCAGCUGGCUGGGGGAGCCCAUCCCCAUGGCGCCUGGCUCAGCCGUGCUGCUGGCCUUCGACCGUCUCUCGGGGAUGUGCCUGGGCCCCCGAGCUAAGCAGCCCACCCCCUUCUCCUCUGCUUCAGAGCCCAGCUCCAGGGUCCAGUCUCCAGCACCGGCCUGCCCGCGGGUGUGCUCCCCCCCUCCCUCCAGCCAACGCCCUGCAGUAGGAAGAGCUGGCUGUGCCCCCCCACGGCCUUGCUCCUUCGCCCCCUUGCAUGUCCCCACCCAGCCUUCCACCCCCCGCCUCUCCUCCCCCCUGCAGCCCACCUCCUACCCCUCCGCCACGUUACCUCAGCCAGGCAGGAGGCCGAGGGGAAACCCCGAGAGCCCCCCAUCCCCUAGGGAUGCAGACAGGGCGGGGUGCUGCUCCGGGGCGCCCUCUAGCGGCUCAGCCAGUCCCAGCCCCGACGAACUGGAUGGCAUCAAGUGGCCGGACAUCCCCGGCUUGCGUUCCAGGUACGCUGACCGGGCGGGCAGCAUGGGGCCGCCGGGCUCGCCAGAGGAGUACCCCAAAGCGAGGGGGGACUUGGCUCGGGACACGGGACCCCAUCGGGCCAGCUACUCCACCACCGUCAACAUCCAGAUCGGGGGCAGCGGCCGGAUCGCCUCCUUCAGCAACGCGCAGGUCAGCCUCACCCACCCGCUGCUGGCGGCACCGGGGCAGCCCAGCGCAAGGCGGAUCAACGGCAGCACCUUAGAGACCCCGCCGACAACGUGACGGGCCAGGUCGGGCAGGGGGGUUUACAGCCACGGCUGCAGGACCACUCCUGGCUCUGCAUGUCCCCGGGACCAAUGGGACCAAUUCCUGGGGCUGGAUGGUGGGGGGGGAUGAAUUGUUACUGACCCACUGGGGUUGGCAGGGGUGGGGCCAGAUCCCCAGCUAGGGUAAUUUGGCCCUACUCUAUUGACACCAGCUGGGGGUCUGGGCCCAUUGACCCCACUGCAGUGAGGCCCAUUGAUACCAGCUGGAGGUCUGGGCCCUUUGACCUCAAUGGAAUGAGGUCCAUUGAUACCAGCUGGGGAUCUGGGUCCAUUAAUGGAGCGACGCCCAUUGACCCCACUGCAGUGAGGCCCAUUGAUACCAGCUGGGGGUCUGCGCCCAUUGACCUCAAUGGAAUGAGGUCCAUUGAUACCAGCUGGGGAUCUGGGUCCAUUAAUGGAGCGACGCCCAUUGACCCCACUGCAGUGAGGCCCAUUGAUACCAGCUGGGGAUCUGGGCCCAUUGACCCAAAUGGAAUGAAGCCCAUUGAUGCCAGCUGUGGAUCUGGUUUCCUUGGGUGACUUUAGAGGCACAGUGGGGUGGAUAAGGCCAGCUGAACUCAAGAGUCUGUCCGUGCAAUUAAGCAACUGUCUCUAGCCCUCCCAGGCCAGGAGGGAUCUGUGGGGAUCUGUAAAAGCCGUGUGGCCCCAGCUGAUUGUGCUCGUCCCAGCCAGGUGGCCACGGCACCCACAGGCCAACAGGUAAGUGCUCUCCGCCUUGCAAGCCCCCAUCUGAGGCAAACGGCAUUCGGUUCUGGCUCUGGGUUGUUUUAACUGCCUAGCUCGUUCCUCGGCGGAUUGGGCCUGGACGGGGACCAAAGUGAGCGGUGUGGGUGUUUGUAAAGAGGAGUGGGCACUAGGGGGACACAAACGCACACGAAAGCCUAGCCAGCAGCGGGCAGGAUGCACACCUGCACACACCCUUCAGCGUGCACGGUGCAGUACGGACAUAUGCACACCUCUUUAGCCAGCAGGGGGAUCUGCACGCACACCCUCCUAGCCAGAAGGGAGCAGUGUGGACCCACGCAGAGCCAGCAGGGGGCAGUAGGCACACACCCAACUAUUUUCCUGCUCCUUUUAAGGAUGAAAACCAAAGUGUCUUCCGGGCCAAAUCCUUGCUUCAGCCACACUCUGCUUGAAGCAGCCCAGCAGAGCGAGGGCAGCAGGCCUGGGGAAAGCCAUUGUCCUGGUGCAGAGCCGCCAGCCCCGCCGCAUCUGUCCCCAUUAAGCUGUGUGGAGCCUGGCUCGGCUUGCUGGACCCAGGGGUCAAUUUGUCUUUGGACUCUGGUGCAUUGAGAUGCUGAGCUGUGGCAGCCACACGGUCCCUGUUGUGCCUUCACUCCGGUGUUUGGGCCUCCCCGGGCAGAAAUCCAGCUCCACAUAAGUCCCCCUUAAACCUGCGUGAGCUGGUGCCCAGGGGUCGUAUUCCCAGUUCUGCUACAAACUCCUAGUGUGUGAUUGUGGUCUAGUCACUUCAUCUGCCCUGUGCCUCAUUUCCCCCCAGGGGGAUUGUGGACUCUUUGGGGCAGGGUGUGUUGCUUGCUCUGGGCACGGCAUACAUCUCAAUUUUUCCGGGUGCUACUGUAAUUAAUCUAAUAGAAACCGAAACUACAGCUCUGGUGAGCUGAAGCUGGUGCAUGCCCUAAAAUAUGUAGGAAGUGGGAAGUUGCUUUCUCUCCAAGGGAACCACAGGUGUGUCCUCAACGCAUGCUUAAGAGUUGGCCCCAGGAUCACACAGAGCGUGCUGGAAAUGUCAAGGCAGCCAAGUCCAUCUGUUUACGAGGCCUAAACGCACCUUAAACUCAAAUUUGCCCAUAAAAAUUGCAUUGGGACAGUUGGGUAGAACCAGUUUUUAAAAAUAUUUGUAUCAGAUCAACAUUGAAAUCAUCAGCUCAAUGUCUGUUUAAACCAGCUGGGAAUCUGGCCCCAUUGACUCCGGUGGAACGACGCCCCGUUUAAACUUGGUGGCUCUCCAGCUCUACAGAGUGGCCACUGGUCCAAAUUACUCCAGAAUGAUUUUUUCCCCCUCCCUAGGCCCAUAAAACCCUGUAACUCAAAACCACUCCUCAGUUUCUUCCCAGCUUUCCCUGGAGCUGAGUUGCCCUGAGAUUCUAGUGGAUCUCGCUGAUGAAUUCAAGAUGCAAAAUACCAGUUUGCUUAAAUAUUGCACAGCUACAGUAAAAUCCCUCCAGAUGGAGCAAUCCUGGGUUGUGAUUUGGAUGAAACUUCUUGGAAUGUUUGAAUCCCUGCUUGUUUUCCUUGAAAUUAACAAGGGGAAAUUUGUGUGUGUGUGUGUGUUUCCUUUCCCUAAAAGAGGAAAUCAGGAACAGGGUGGCAAUAAAAUGAGAAUAAUGAAAUAAAGAUUGGCUCCUUGGAAAAGCAGUGCAGCUAUGUCUGUGGUUUUGCAAUGAGUUUUUCUGCUUCAUUUCUAAAGCUGGGAUUGCACAAGGCGAUUUUUAAAUUGGAGCAGCAGGUAGUUUAAGAGACUCUGGUAUUUAAUAUCGAGCCUUCCAGAUGGAACCAUUUAGCUACAUGUUUCUGCAAAUUAUUUCACAGCCCACCAAUUGGGGGGCGGGGGGGGGGAUCUCUCUAGGGUUAUUAGCUCCCUUACCGCCUGUAAUGUAUGAGCCUGCAUGUUUUCAUCCAUUUGAGAUUCAACUUUUUUCUCCUCUGACUGCUGGGGCAUCGCUCGCCUUGGGCAAUCUGGCCAAGAUGUCAAGGCCAGAUUUAAAAUGUCGUUCAUUUCCUUCUCUUGUAGCCUUUUUUAUUUUAUUUUUUUUUUAAAGGCCAGAAGGCACCAUCCUGCCUUUCUGUAUAAUCCAGGCAGCCAGCCCCUCCUGGCCAUUCCUACGUCCAGCCCAUGCGUUCAUGCUAAACUAGAGCCAAUCUUUAGCCAGUCUUUAUCUAAAGAGUCUGAGAGACGGAGAAUCUGCCCUGUCCCUUGGGGAACUUCUCCAAUGGUUAGCUCCUUGCCCCAUUACCCACUUGCUGCCCUCUCCCUGUUUCCACUCUGAAUGUGUCUUGCUUCAACUCCCUGCCUCUAGAUCUUGUUCUGCCUUUGCUCAAUUAUCAAGCCCUCCACUAUCAACAAACUCCUUCCCGUGUAGGUCCGACCCCCCCUUUUUGGCUCAAGCAGCUUGUCAAAGGUGGGGGCCCUGCAAUUGUUCCAGCUGGGAAGAGAAGUUGACGAUAGAAUCUGGCACCUUUGAUGCAAUCUUGUUUAUUUGCAAGGGACCGUACAAAGUCCUGUUUCUCUGAACACAGGCGGACCCAAAACAUGAGAGCUCGCUUCCUUACCCACAGCAGCACACAUCCUGUGGGUGUGUCUGUCUUUCUUUCUCUGCUUCUGUGUGUCUCCCUCUCCAUGUGCUGUGCCUCCAAGACACUUACCCCAAAAUCUAUACUCUGCCAAACUCCCCUUCACCAAAGUCUUUUGAAUUCCUGAGUGGCUGUGGUUUGCCGUGGUCUCGGAGAAUGCUGUUGUAUCUUACACUGAAGCUGAAUGAAGGACAGCUGUUAGCUCAUCCGUUUCAGGGGUUUUAACCCAACCUCGGGCAGUAGUUCUAGCCCGACAUCAUGUCUUCUCCUCGGUUAAUGAAAUCGACUGAGCUUCCCCAGCCCUCAGCUGGUCUCGUAACUCCUCUUUGUUCAUGGACAUGACUCUGAUUUCACUUCCACCUGGUUUAUGUCAGAGGCGGCACCAGACUGGAGCUGAGCCGAGGCCCGUCUCGCCCGGUAUCCCAGCUCUGAGGGUGGCCAGUGCCAGGUGCUGCAGAGCAAGGUGUAAGAACCCUGCAGGGGCAGAUGGGGGAUAAGCUCCCCUCUCCCCGCCACAUUAGGAAUCUGUCUCAUCUCCAAUAGUCCGAGAUCAUCUUACGCCCUGAAGUAGAGGGUUCUGUCUCCCUCAGCAUGGUUGUAAAUCGAGCCACUCCCCCAGGGCAUUAUUGUUGACUGCGUUAGCGUAGCACCUAGGACCAGGACACCCCCUCCCCCCAUGCCAAAAAUUGCAUGUUUUCAUUGCUAUUAGGUGUAUUACGGUAGCACUCGGGCGCCCCAGUCAUGGGCCAGAUCCCAUUGCGCCAGAAGCUGUAUGUUUUUAUUAGCAUUAGUUAUGUUACAGUAGCACCCAGGAGCCCAGUCAUAAUCCAAGACCCCCCCUCCCCCCCCCCCACUGUGCCAGGUGUUGUACAUUUGUUUUGCUAUUAGGUGUAUUACGGUAACACUCAGGUGCCCCGUCAUGGCCCAGGACCGCAUUGUGCCCGGUGCUGUAUAUUUUUAUUGCUCUUAGGUGUAUUACGGUAGCACCUAGGUGCCCCGUCAUGGCCCAGGACACUGUUGUCAGGUGCUGUACAGACACAGAACUGUCCUACCUCCAGUGACUUCCUGUGGGGUGUUGUCCCAAUGCAGAGGGGUGAAUCUCAGCCCCGGGGAGGAAUUGUGGUGGAGGUGGCCCUUCCUUCCCCCACCCACUGGGGAACCCCCUUCCCACCCCAUCUGCUUUGCCCUGCUUUGUCUCUGGGCCGCAUGGUACGUAUUUUUCCAGCCUCAUCCCCCCCGGCACGAUUUCUAUCCCUGCCGCCCCUCGGCCAGUUCUUUCCUGGUGUCGUUUUUGCCUGUCCUCAGAGCCAUCCAGCGAAUCGACCGAUUUAUUUGAUGUGGCCCCCAAAUAACACCCCACCCCUGCAAAUGGAAAAGCCGCAAGAUAGGAAAAGAUAGUGCAAAACCGGCACUAGGCCUAGUGCGGCGCUCAGACCAGUGGGUCGGCGGCCAGCUUGCUGGGCUUCUCUUCCCGGGUCUGGGCAGGAACGCGCCCUGCUGGUUAGGGAGGGAGCCAGGACUCCUGGGUUCCACUCUCAGGUCUGGCUUGACGUGUGGUCUAGCGGUGAGAGCCACGACUCCUGGGUUCCAGUGCCAGGUCUGGGUCGGUGUGUGAUCUAACAGAGAGAGCAAGGGGGCCAGGACUCCUGGGUUCCUGUCCUAGUUCUAGGAGAGAGUGAAGAUCAACAGUUAGUGGAGGGAGGCCAGGACUCCUGGGUUCCAUUCUCAGCUGCGUCGCGCCCUCCUGGGCAGACGUGGCCCCCUGAGCCAUGGCGAGAAGGGGGAGGGUGACACAGGAGGUUGGUGGACAUUUGAGUGUGACCGGCAGGUGUGCGGGAGCGGGACGGGGGUGAGUGGUAAGUGCUGAGGGCUGUGAAAUUGAGAAGGGAUGAGGGAUCAAGCUAUCCAGGUAUUCGUAUGCUCCUACGCUGCCCAUCACCGUGGCCUCUGAGCCCCUCCCAAGCGCUAAUGGAUUGCUCCUGCCAACGUCGCCUCAGAUUUCCCCAAUGCGCUCCACUCCAGCGGAGCGUGGCCUAGCGGUGAGAGCAAAGCAGCAGGAGCCAGAACGCCUGGGUUCUUUUCCCAGCUCAAGGUAGCUAGAUCUAGUGGUUAGAGCAAGCCAGGACUCCUGGGUUCUUCGUAAACUCUAGGUGGGCAGUGGCAUCUAGUGGUUAGAGCAGGGGUGGGGGGGACUGGGAGCAGGUUUCAUGGGUUCUACCCCCAACUUUGGGAAAGGAGUGUGUUGCUUCUCGUCAGUGGUUAGAGCAGGAGGGACCAGGCGCCAGGAUCAGGCCUCCAGUAACGUUGUCUCCGUCCAAAUCGUUGGACAGCCACUUAUGACCGAAAAUGAAUGUUUACACUUUCCUCUGGGCCAGCGGCCGCCUCGGCUCACACCCCUGCUCGCCAGAGCUUUUGUGGUUUUCAAACAGCUUUGUCCGUUAUUUAUGCUGUCACAAUCACCUUUAAAUUAACGCCCCAGGGUUUUUAGUUCCUCUGGCUUCUUGUGAAGUUUGCCUUCUUGUAAAUCCAUUGGCGGCGGUUAGGAUCUGAUGUUAUGUUACCGGUCUGGUGGAUUGGUUUACGGCCCCUGUAUCAUACGUACAACUUGGUUGGACGUGUUUGUUCUUUUUACUUCUGGUUUGGUUUGUUUUUGUAUUAAAGUUAAUUUUGGAAGAGAAAAAAAAUUGCCAGCCAUAAAUAAACAGUGAUGUUUUCAGUGA